Necator americanus (New World hookworm) is the source of this 807-nucleotide messenger RNA. RefSeq lists its product as uncharacterized. Bases 1 to 807 code for a protein of 268 amino acids. Gene Ontology annotation, molecular function: DNA helicase activity. Lineage: Eukaryota; Metazoa; Nematoda; Chromadorea; Rhabditida; Ancylostomatidae. Gene Ontology annotation, biological process: telomere maintenance; DNA repair. The transcript has a single exon. The record is from RefSeq and is a predicted model, not a curated record.
AUGGUUGACGGAAAUCGCACAUCUCUGAUGAAACGGCAACAAAAAGAAGCACGACAACUUGUUGCCGCUGAAAUUAUCAUCUGGGAUGAGAUUUCUAUGACUCCGAAGUGCGCUCUUGAAGCCGUCGAUGGUUUGCUGCGUGAUAUCACGCAGAACGAAAGGCCAUUCGGCGGUAAAUUAUUCAUCAUAGGAGGCGAUUUCCGACAAGUGUUGCCCAUAGUAGAGCACGGACAGCGAGAAGACUUUGUGGAUUCAUGCGUGACAAAGUCUGUUCUAUGGCCAGUUUUCAAGAUUCACCGGCUUCAACUUAAUAUGAGAGCUCGAGAAGCUGAACUUGAAUGGGCCAAUUUCCUCCUGGACAUAGGCAAUGGCAAUGCUAACGAUGACGAAGGACGCGUUCAAAUUUUGGAGGAAUUACGGUGUCAAGGAAGUGUCGUUACGGAGAUUUUCGGCGAGACUAUUAGUGCAGGUGAUGCGGACCUUUAUGAACGGGGUAUUUUGGCUCAUACAAACAUCAGUGUAAGGCAACUGAAUAAUGAAGCCUUAGAACGGCUAUGCACAUGCGCUCCACAAGAUGUGCGUGUUUACAAAAGCGUCGACGAAGCAUUGUAUCACGAAGGAAGCUCAGAUGAGUUGUACCCGAUGGAGUAUCUAAACACGUUAGAACCUACGGGAAUGCCACCUCACGAGCUACGACUGAAGAAAGGUGCUAUUGUCAUGCUUCUCCGCAAUAUCGAUGUCGUCAAUGGUCUCUGCAACGGGACGCGACUAAGAAUAGAGACCCUCGGGCGCUAUGACUAUCAAUAA